Molecule: messenger RNA, 1311 nt
Organism: Phyllotreta striolata
Lineage: Eukaryota; Metazoa; Arthropoda; Insecta; Coleoptera; Chrysomelidae
Source: the annotation of a GenBank genome assembly
CAAUAAUUGUCAAUUGUUGAUUAUUUUAUUUUACUUGUGUUUAUAUACAUAUUUACAUUUAAAAACAAUUUGAAGGAUUAAUUGAUUAAUAAUUAUAUUAUGAAAUAAAAGAGCAUGGCAAAAACUCGAAGAAGUAUACAUCUGAAAAAUGUAUGCGAAAACACUGCAACUAGUACCAAAGUACAGACCUGCUUGGAAAAAAGCUCUAUCAAACGUUUGGAACAAAUGUACAAACUAAAGCAAAAUCAAGAAAAACACAAAUCACCAAACAAGAAAGCAAUAGAACUGAAACCGGUGAUUUACAAAGAGAACGAUGUUGAAAUGGUGACUCUGUCAGAGUUUCCAGAAUUCAAAAUGAAAAUCGUAAAGGCCGGUGGGCUGCCCUUUGCAUGUCAAAAGUGCCUAAAAUGCUUCAAAACCAAAGUCGAAUUCGAAUCUCACAUAUCCUCUCACACUGCCCAAACAAUUCAUCAAAGCAAACCUCGAGUGAGAAAAUUUGCUUGUGAGACCUGCUCGAAAACAUUUGUUCACUCGAACGAUUUGAAAAGGCACAAUAAAAGACAUACUGGAGAAAAAAAUGCCAAGUGCACAAUUUGUAACAAAUUAUUUAUGCACUCUUAUAACUUAAAUAAGCACAUGCUGCAACACUUGCAAAUUAAGCCUUUCGUGUGCGAGAUAUGCAAUAAGCAAUUUGGAGCAAAGUAUGUUCUUAAGCGGCACAUUUUAGUGCAUUCGACGCAGAAGCCUUUCAAAUGUUCUUUGUGUGAUAAGAGAUUUAUAAGGCAAGAGCAAUUGAACAAUCAUUUGAAGAAGAAGCAUUCAAAUGUGUCCAGUCUUAGCUUAAAACUGAAGGUAGAGGAACCUGAACCAGAACCGGAAAGUUGCAGUUCUAUGAAUUUAUUAAGUACAAUCCACAAAAUAUUCGAGUGCGAAAUAUGUAAUAAACAAUUUAAAAAAAAUACUUCGUACAAAAACCAUCUCUCUCAGCAUUCGAAAAAGAAAUCUUUUAAGUGCUCCAAUUGUAAGAAAGUGUUCAACAAGGAAGGUCUUCUGAAGAAUCAUUUACAAAUAUGCCAGGACACAGAUACUAACAGUUCAGUAACAGUAAAAUGCGAAGAAACUAUCGAAGAUUUUUUCAAAGAAAAUAUUCAAUAUGCAUAAAAUAAUUUCAAUCAAGUAAUUAAUAUAUUGUUGUGUUAAGAGUUUAUUAUUCUAUUGAUAAGACAUUAAGUUUAUAUUCUCUUUAUAUUAAUAUUUACAGAUACUAUUUUUAAAUUUGUUAAUAUUUUCAUUAUUAAAAUUUAGUACCGC